AUGAGGGAAAAGCAAAACCCGGCCGCCACGAUUUUGAAAGGUCGAGGCCUCACGCGGAGCUCAGAACGACGUGCGCGAGGCGCCGAGUACCCGUAUUCGCGGGCCCUCGUAGCAUCGGACUCGCUCUGGUGCAGGUACGACGCGUUCGCAGUUCGUUGGGAGCGGACGCAGACAGAGGACGCAAGCGCUACCCCGCCAGAACCGCGUUCACAACGUUUUCUGACAUCCCGCGUCCCCCGCGUUCGUCACCAGGUUGGCUUCGAGCGGGCCCUGAGCACGAUGCCCGCCGCGAAAGGCAAAGGCGGGGCGAAAGCCAAAGCCGCCGCCAAGAAAUCGUCGAGCGGUAACGGCGUGGUUCCCGCCACGGCGAAGCGCGCAAGGAGCCGCGGAGGUCGACGCGAGGCGGGAAUUAACGUCGCUGGCUCCAAGAAGGACAAUCUUCCCGUCGCGGCGGCCAACAUGGACGCGCCUCUUCAGUGGGGUCGCCAGAAGGCGCGCGGCGCCGACCCGGGUGCCGAGCACGUCGACAAACCUCAGAUCAGGCACGUGCCCGAGGCGACGGACGAGGAGAACCUCGGGUUCGAGUCGCUGCUGCAGCUCGCCGACGCCGGCGUGCACCUCGAGAAGCGGGGGAAAAAGCGAGCCAAGAACAGGGGUGCUGCAAACUCCAAGGGAGGGAAGGCUGGAGGCAAGAAGGGUCAGGUGGAUGGCGGUAAAGGACAGGUCAAGAAGCGGGGCAGGGGUCCGAACAAGGUGCAGGAGUCCGAGGAGGAGAGGGAGGCUAAGCGGUUGCGUCGUGUGCAGGCCAACAGGGAGAGCGCAAGGCAGACGAUUCGACGCAAGCACGAAAUUUUUGACGACCUGAGCGGACGGGCCAAGGUCCUAGAGGAGACCAACAAGACACUGAGGGAUCAGGUCAACGCUCUGUACGACGAGAUGAAGAGCCUGGCGAGCAAGAACACGGAUCUGCGAAACGACAUCAAGGUUAUCGCGGAGGAGAAAGGCAUGCCUGUUCCGGAGUUGCCGAGGCAGCCCGAGACCGCGCCACCCCCUCGUAUGGUGCCCGCUGACGGAACGCCGAAGCCAACCCGCAUCGCCCCCAAGGUUGAUAUCGGAUCUUCGAAGCCCGCGGCGCCUGCGCAGGCGCAACCCGCUACGGUGGCAAUUUCUGUGCCGCAAAUGUGGCCUCCUCACGCUGCCUUCGCUCACUUGGCUGCGGCAGCGGCUGCUGCGAACGGCUCCACCUCCAGCCAGGCCCCGCCGAAUCCCGCCAUGAUGUGGCCACCGGCGAUGAUUCCGAACCCGUACGCCAUGUUCAACCCGGCGGCGAUGGCGGCGAUGAUGGGAGCAGCGGCUGGUGGAUUUCCACCGCCGCCCGCGUUUCAGGCUCCCACCGCCACGAACGAGGCUCCUGGGUCGCCCGUCGUCGCGACGACAGAGAAGGCUGUUGCUGCAAAAUAAGUCAGCGACAAACACGAAGGCGUACGUAUUACUCGUAGGCGCCACAACACUGAUGUACCAAUAUUUCCAGCACGCAAUCAAUGUAUCUGUAGAUAGGUUAUCUCUAUUUUUCACAGUUUGUAUUAACAACCACCUUCGUAUUUCGCUU
Micromonas commoda is the source of this 1609-nucleotide messenger RNA. RefSeq lists its product with no specific name. Bases 1 to 1461 code for a protein of 486 amino acids. Lineage: Eukaryota; Viridiplantae; Chlorophyta; Mamiellophyceae; Mamiellales; Mamiellaceae. Gene Ontology annotation, biological process: regulation of DNA-templated transcription. The record is from RefSeq and is a predicted model, not a curated record. Gene Ontology annotation, molecular function: sequence-specific DNA binding; DNA-binding transcription factor activity. The transcript has 2 exons.